AUGCCAGAACCUGAAAACGUGACUCUUCGGUUUGACCAGGAUGUCUACGGUACAGCUGAAGACCCUUUCAUGCAAGAUGAAGAGAAAAUCCCAAUAUCUGAGCUAAUUCCACGUAUAUUACUAGAGAGACAGUCUUUUCUCAAUGUGACUGAAGAACAACUCGAGGAAGAAAUUGCCAACAAGGGAUCCAAUGACGAGGAAGCAGAGGACCAUGAAGCUGCAGAAGCUGAAGAUACCGAGACAGCCACUCAGCUUUUCCAAAAACAGAAGUUUGAACUUCUAGGGCACAUCAACUUUGCCAUGAACGAGACCUCACUCUCAUUAGACUUCAUUUCCCUUCUAAUGUCUGCUGUGAAACCCAGCAUCACAAAGUCGACGAUAUCGCCACAUCUCAGUAAAGUGGCUCCUUUGGGAUCCUUGAACUCAGACAGAUUGAACCAGGAUGCUGAUGCUCAAGAACAGAAGAAUGCAAAGGAAGCAAAAAGAUCCAAGGCAGAGAACAUUGGCCUUGGCUGGAAAUACCAAUCGCUCAAUCACAUCAAAACGCUAUUUCAAUCGGCCGGUGAGCUGUUGCGCCAACAAGUCAAUAUAGAGCACAACUACUGGAACAUGAUUAACCAGGUAUUGGCUCAUGACGAGGUGCUUUUCAGAGUCAGAGACCCAUUGACGGGGAACCGUGCUAUUGGUGUGAAAUACGGCUAUGGAGACUCUGGUCUGAGCUACUUUGACCAGGGCUUGGCUGUGCUUCGUAAAGAUGAACUGACAGGAGAACUUACAUUUAGCCCUAUUAUGACGGGCAACCACAAGCUCAGUCUCAAGUCGAAUAAAUACACUCGAGUGAGGAUAUUGAGCAAGUUUGAUGACGAUUUUGUGUUGACUGGUCAGUCUGUGUUUGAGAAGAGCGUGUUGGAGGAAAAAAGCCAGUACAGAGUGAUCAACGAUAUUGAGAAGGCCCGGUACUUUCUUUUUGAGGAUGACCUCUUGUAUCAUCUCAUUAGGGAGGCCAAGUAUCUUAUCAACUAUAAUGUGUCAAUUAUCUCGAACAAGGUGAUUAUCGAGAUCCACGAUCUGGUGAUCGAGAUCGAGUCGGUCAUCUUUGAUGAGAACAAUGAAGAGGAGCUCGAAAACGCUUACCAGAACAUCAACAAGGAAUCUUCAAAAAAUAACGAAAAAGCACAAGCAAUCCUUACCUUCCUUAAGCUAAUGUUGUGCUGCUACUACAAGUACAACCUCGAAUUGAAGCAGAAGAUUCCAACCUCAUUCACCAAGUGGAAGCAAAACAACUCGCAUCCGUUGAUCCUCCGUCCGCUCAUAGGACACAUAAGGCAUGAGAUCAACGUCAGGAACAUGCACACAAUCAUUAACAAGAUCUACAAAAAGCUCAAUCUGGAGGAGUUCUCAUACGAGAUAAUCGAGGACAAGUACCUCAACCUCCGUAAGGGAAGUCCUGUCAAGAACCCUUUCCAAAAAGCGGUGGAGAAGCCACUUUCGAAAUUCAAGGUUAUUCUACAAAAACUCAAGACCAAAGAGCACCUCUUGGUCGAGCUUGAUGUUACGGCUGGAGACAUUUUCGUCAAUUUGAUCAUGAAUUUGACUGUUUCUAAAUAUGCCAACAUCGAGGACCUUCAACAAAACCAGCUGGGCACGAACGUGCUCCAAUCGAAGAGAGCUUGA
Molecule: messenger RNA, 1674 nt
Organism: Candidozyma pseudohaemuli
Lineage: Eukaryota; Fungi; Ascomycota; Pichiomycetes; Serinales; Metschnikowiaceae
Gene: MED17
Product: Med17p
Exons: 2
Coding region: 1-1674 (557 amino acids)
Biological process (GO): regulation of transcription by RNA polymerase II
Cellular component (GO): mediator complex; core mediator complex
Molecular function (GO): transcription coregulator activity
Source: RefSeq, a predicted model, not a curated record